AUGUGUUUUGCAGCCCAGAAUGUGACGGUGGAGGAGAUCCUCUCUUCCUACAAACAAGCCUGUCAGAAAGUCAACUGUAAACCCAUGCCUAAAGUGCUCAAACAGAUACAGGAACUGAAAGACCUGACACAGCGAAACGAAUGCUUAGAUCUUAAAGGGGAGAAGCUGGACUACAAAACCUGCGAAUCUCUAGAAGAGAUUUUGAAGAGAGUCCAGUUUAAAGUGAUAGACUUGGAGCAGACCAACCUGGAUGAAGAUGGUGCAUCAGCUCUCUUUGACAUGAUAGAGUACUACGAGUCGGCCACACAUCUCAACAUCUCCUUCAACAAGCACAUUGGCACACGAGGAUGGCAGGCUGCUGCUCACAUGAUGAGAAAGACGAGCUCUCUGCAGUAUCUGGAUGCCCGAAACACACCUCUGCUGGACCACUCGGCUCCUUUUGUUGCCCGAGCGCUCAGGAUCAGUGGCAGCCUGGCAGUCCUCCACCUGGAGAAUGCUGGCCUGUCUGGCAGGCCGCUCAUGUUACUGGCUACGGCUCUAAAGAUGAAUAUGAACCUACGAGAGUUAUACCUGGCGGACAACAAGCUCAAUGGCCUUCAGGACUCCGCUCAGCUUGGCAACUUGCUCAAGUUCAACUACAACAUUCAGAUCCUGGACCUCCGCAAUAAUCACAUCUUAGACUCUGGUCUGGCCUAUCUGUGUGAAGGGCUGAAAGAGCAGAGGAAAGGCCUGGUCACACUGGUACUGUGGAACAACCAGCUCACUCACAACGGCAUGGGCUACAUCGCUUCUGCCCUGCCGUGUACCCAAAGCCUGGAGACUUUGAACCUCGGACACAAUUCAGUAGGCAAUGAAGGAGUACACAAACUGAAAGACGGGCUGAUUGCCAACCGCUCUGUGCUCAGGCUGGGCCUGGCUUCCACCAAGCUGUCCUGUGAAGGAGCUGUUGCCGUGGCCGAAUUCAUCGCCGAGAGCCCCAGACUGCUGCGCCUGGACCUCCGAGAGAACGAGAUCAAAACAGGUGGCCUGAUGGCCCUGUCGCUCGCCUUAAAGGUCAACACCUCUCUGCUGCGUCUGGACCUAGACCGGGAGCCCAAGAAAGAAACGGUGAAGAGCUUUAUUGAGACACAGCGCAGCCUGCUCAGUGAGAUCCAGGAAGGCUGCAAGAGGAAUUUCAUCUUUGCCAAAGAAAAAGAGGAGACGGAGCAGAUGAGGCAGUCAGCCUCCAUGGCUGAAAUUGCCACGGAGGAGGGGACAAGGGAAGAGGAGGAGGAGGAGGAGCCAGCAUCUGAAGAAGGAGCUGACAGAAAUGUAACAGGAAAAGAGGAGGUAGGCGAAAUGGAGGGAAGUGAGGUCCAAACAAGCAGCCAAUCAGGAGCAAGCUCUGAAACAAGCGCUCUUCCAGCAAAUCUGGAGUCCGACUCCGACACUGAGGACGAAGACGAUGGGGAGGUGGUAACGAUUUCCUGUUCUGUUUCAAAGUCCUCCACUCCCCCAAACCAGACUGCCCCUCUAACACAGCCCCCCCUCAGUGCCUCAAAAACGUCCUCACUCCCACCUGCCUCAGCCGGUGGAGGACCCAGCGCCCUCUCCGGGAUCACCGUCACGGAGGGCGCUGCUCCUCCCGGAACGCCUCCGUCUCCCGGACGCUGCAUCUCCGUCUCCAGCCCCGGCAGAGGGCACAAGAUCUUUAUGGUGACUCGGGUGGAAAGCCCCCCCGAGCAGCAGCAGCAGCCUCAGAAAAAAGCUCCCGCAGCCCCCGGCCAGACCGAGGAGGCCAAGACACAGCAAACCCCGGCCCCCCAGGCCCCGCCGGCACCUCCGGCGUCCACACAAACACAGCUGACCCCCGAGGAGGCGAAGGGGGGCUCACCUGCUCCCCCCACAGAGGAAAAACAAAUGGAGGAGAGUCCUUCAGAUCGGUCGGAGUCCGAACCAAAGCUUAAGCAGAACAACACACAGGAGCCGCAGUCAACAAGCCAAACCCCCGAGGACGAGACUGCCAGGACUUUAGACUCUGAAAUCAAAGGUCUGCACGCACCAGCUCUGCCUUCCAGCCCCCCAUCAGCACAGGCGGAGGCGUUUCAGCAACCGGAGGAGGACUCUGAGAGCCCCCAGCCCGGGCCAACCAGUGGACUGAAACAAACACAGGAGCGGGGGCCGGCGGGACCGUCGCGUCGGGCCUGGGACCGUGAGAUGGGGGCCGUGCCCACGGAGCUGCACAGGACUCCGAGUGUCCCCUCUAACCGUAACGCUGCAGCUCCAAAACAGUUAAACAAGCUUUGCAUUAGGACAGGAAACAAAGCGGAGGAGGAGUGCUGGGAUAGAGAGGGAGCAAUGGGAAGCAAGAUGAAGGACAUUUCUCUGAGCCCGCGGCACAGAUCACAUCCAGGAGCGCAGCUUUACUGUGAGGUCGUCCUUUUCUCUGGG
Messenger RNA from Menidia menidia (Atlantic silverside), 2430 nucleotides. Lineage: Eukaryota; Metazoa; Chordata; Actinopteri; Atheriniformes; Atherinopsidae. The record is from the annotation of a GenBank genome assembly.